CGAGGGGGGGAGCCGGUGGGGGUCACCGCGUGAACUCGGAAGCUGUUCGCCCUGUACGCCUGGUGGUGGUGGCGGCGGUGGUGCUGAGGGACGCUGCUGGAGGUUGCGUUGGGUGGACGUUGGGUGGACGUUGGUGGGACGUUGAGGAGGUCGGAGUGAAGAUGUCCGUGAUUCUGGAGACGACGCUGGGAGACGUGGUGGUGGAUUUGUACACCAAGGAACGGCCCCGCACGAGUCUCAACUUUCUCAAGCUGUGCAAGGUGAAGUACUACAACUACUGCCUGUUCCACAGCGUGCAGAAAAACUUCAUCGUGCAGACCGGAGAUCCGACUGGCACAGGGAGGGGCGGUGAGUCGGUGUUCAGCCAGCUCUAUGGACCCCAGGCGAGGUACUUUGAUGCGGAGAAAACUCCGAGAAUCAAACACCGCAAGAAGGGAACUCUCUCCAUGGUGGACAAUGGCUCUGGGCAACACGGAUCACAGUUCCUGCUGACCGUGAUCGAUGGGCUCGACUCGCUGGACGGGCAGCAGCACACCGUGUUCGGGGAGGUCGCCGAGGGCAUGGAGGUGCUGGGACGCAUCGCCGAGGCGUUCUGCGACCGCGAGAACCGCCCCUACCAGGACGUCCGGCUGUCCCACACCGUGGUGCUGGACGACCCCUUCCCGGACCCCCCGGGACUCUGCGUUCCGGACCGCUCCCCGGAGCCCACGGCACAACAACUCGACAGCGGACGCAUCAGGGCCGACGAGGAUGUCAACGACAUGCAGGGGAGGUCGGUGGAGGAGGUGGCGGAGAUCUCGUCGGAGAAGGAGGCCAAGGCCCGGGCGACGCUGCUGGAGAUGAUCGGAGACCUCCCCGAUGCUGACGUUGCUCCUCCGGACUCGGUGCUCUUCGUGUGCAAGCUCAACCCCGUCACCAACGACGACGACCUCGAGGUCAUCUUCUCUCGAUUCGGACCCAUCGCCAGCUGUGAGAUCAUACGCGACCGCAAGACCGGAGAGUCCCUCUGCUACGCAUUUGUGGAGUUCACGAAGAGCGAGGACUGCGAGCGAGCCUAUUUCAAGAUGGACAACGUCCUCAUUGACGACCGACGGAUUCACGUCGACUUCAGCCAAUCGGUGGCCAAGGUCAAGUGGAAAGGACGAGGUGGCCACUACAGCAAGGACGAGCUCAGGGAACUGAGUCAUCACAAGCCCGUCCACAGUAAGCUGGCACUCAAGGAGAAAGCCAAGCCGGCACAGCAGACUGCCGGCUACGAACUCCUCCUGGACUGUGAGCCGCAGUCCUCCACGAAGCCCAGCAGACGCACGCUCGAGGAAAGCGCGAAGCACGAACGGAAGCAGAAGCGCAGGAGCCGGAGUCGGUCGCGGGAGAGACGGGAGAGAGACGCCGGAGGCCCGGAGAGGGGGAAGAAGAGAGACAGCGAGAGGGAGAGAGACGGGGAGAGAGGAGACAGGGAGAGAGUUGGGGAGAGAGAUGGGAAGAGAGGAGACAGGGAGAGAGAUGGGGAGAGGGACAGGGAGAGAGAUGGGAAGAGGGACAGGGCGAGAGAUGGGGAGAGGGACAGGGAGAUAGAUGGGAAGAGGGACAGGGCGAGAGUUGGGGAGAGAGACGGGGAGAGACAUGGGGAGAGAGACAGGGCGAGAGACGGGGAGAGAGACGGGGAGAGACAUGGGGAGAGAGACAGGGCGAGAGUUGGGGAGAGAGUUGGGAAGAGUGUUGGGGAGAGGGACAGAGAGAGAGACAGGGAGAGGGAGAGACGGCGAGACAGGAAGUAGGGGACGGAUACUCGCACGCACGCCAACACCGCGCCCGGCCACCGAUGUUUUGGACGCCAUUGCACGUACUCAUUUUAGGCCGAGCCGACCCAGGGGAGGACCAGGACCUGUUCAUAAAACCGGGGGAAUCGAACUCGGGGGGGGGGGGGGGGGGUGGGGGUGGUGGGAUCGGUCGCUGGGUUCGUAGCGCAGCAACGCACACACGCCCGGCGCUCCGCUCGUUAUUGUGAGCGUCGCUCCUCCGCCCUCCGUUGUUGCUGGAGGGCGACUGCCUCCGACUGGCCAGUAGCAGCGUCCUUCACGAGCCUCCUCUCCACCACCACCACCACACACACGCACACACGCACACACACACGCGCACACACACACACGCGUGAGUGGCCGGGUCCACCGUUAUACUACUACAGAGCUCGGUGCUGCUUUGCGGUCAGGUUCACGGGUCCAGGGCUUGGCAUAGCAGUGACGGGCGGGAGUCGUCAGCAUCACCCCCCCCACCCAGCCAAGCCUCACCGAGUCUACGGGAGACGUCCUGCUGACGUUGGCGAGAUGUCGACUACCUCGCCUGGUGCGCAGGAGGCGUGGGUUCGAUCCCGACCCAGACGCCUGCUGCUGUACAUUUGGAGUCUGCGUCUCUCUCUCAUCAUCAUCAUCACGGUGGCUAGGAGAUGUUAACGACCUCGCCUGGUGUGCAGAAGGUCGUGGGUUCCAUCCCGACCCUGACGAUGCCUGCUGCUAUGUAUUUAGAGUCUGCAGUGUGCCCGUCUCUCUCCGCGUGGCGCCUCCGGUUCCCCCCCCCCUCCCUCCGCGUUUCGAGCAUUCGGCGGGCUGUAAAUGCCCACGUGGUGAGCACGCUUCCCUUCGCUAUCGUUUGUAUGGAAAUAAACUUCUGCUGGCGACCGCCGUCCUUCCGAUCGGCGCGGCCGGCCACGUAAAGAAAUUCAGUUUUUGGGGCACUUCCCUGGCCCAAUAAAAACCAAAAUAUUUUUUUUUA
Lethenteron reissneri (Far Eastern brook lamprey) is the source of this 2769-nucleotide messenger RNA. It is a transcript of the gene PPIL4, whose product is annotated as peptidylprolyl isomerase like 4. Gene Ontology annotation, cellular component: nucleus. The record is from RefSeq and is a predicted model, not a curated record. Gene Ontology annotation, biological process: protein peptidyl-prolyl isomerization. Gene Ontology annotation, molecular function: peptidyl-prolyl cis-trans isomerase activity; RNA binding. NCBI's taxonomy places the organism in Eukaryota, Metazoa, Chordata, Hyperoartia, Petromyzontiformes, Petromyzontidae.